GUUUACAUGUUUCAUCCUCCUAUAGUAUGAUAACAAAACAUUUAAUGUUUAUAACAUGAAGGAUGAGCCUGACCACCAGAGGGACACUUCAGAUCAGAAGAUUCUCAGGGGAAAGAAGGAUGAUCGUCUGCUUGCAUCAGUUCAUGGAAUUCCAUGAACGGCUCCCUGCCUUGUCCAUAGAGGAAGGAGGCUGCCAUUAAACCUCACACGUGAAGAAGAAGAUUCAACAAAUGCCUCCAUGUUGGCGUUCAAUUUCUACUUGUCCACUCUAAGCUGCGUCUUCAGUUCAAAUGUCCAUGUUUGGGCUUCAGAUCCUCCUGGUCCUUGUGCUAUCCCUGUGUUUACUGCCCCUUCCAGCAAAGGGAUCAUUGUUUCGCUUUGGUGUCGUGGGUCCUUGGAGUUGUGAUCCUCUGUUUGCCAAAGCUCUUCCCCAUGUGGCAGCACAGCUUGCUGUCAGUCACAUCAACAAAGAUCCAUCUUUAUCAAAGGCCACUCGAUUUGACUAUUCGGUGCUGCAGGAGCCAUGUGAGACGUCCAGGGGUUUGGAGGCUUUUAUAGGUUUCCACACCAAAGCCUCAGGAUACAUUGGACCUGGUAACCCGGGCUACUGUGAUGCUGCAUCAAUGUUGAGCAAAGGAUGGAACAAACCAUCGUUUGCUUGGAGCUGUGUUGGCUAUGAGUUAGACGAUGUUCGCAACCAUCCGACCUUCGCUCGCACCAUGCCGCGACCCACCUUGGUCCUGAUCAGUGUCAUGAAGUACUUUAAAUGGGCUCACAUUGGCAUCAUAUCCACGUCGGAAGAGAUCUGGGUGGAGACAGCAAUAAAGGCUGGAGAGUCUCUGAGAAGUCACGGCCUGCCAGUUAAAUUGGUCACUAUCAUGGACGACACACCACAUGGCAUCAGGAAAACCUUGGCCAAAGUUCGACAGAUGUGCGAGUUAAAAGUGCUGAUCCUCUGCAUGCACUCGACACUUAUCGGCGGAGUGGCUCAGAAGCACCUGUUGGAGACGGCUUACGACAUGAAGAUGGUCGAUGGCUCCCUGGUCUUUGUCACCUACGACACACUUUUGUACAGCCUCCCCUACCACAAUAUCAGUUAUCCAGCUCUGAAAAGCAACAGCAAACUUCUGCGGGCCUACGACGCCGUGCUGACCAUCACCAUCGACUCACCUACAGUUUCCUUUUUUGAGGCCUAUAAAGAAGCAAUGGAAAUGGGGGAGGUGGCUCAGACUCUACAUCCUAGUCAGGUUUCUCCGUUGUUUGGCACCAUCUACAAUUCCAUCAUCUUCAUGGCACAUGCAGUCCAUCGGGUCAGACUUGCUGGCGAGUGGAUGUCAGGAGGGAACAUGGCUGCAAAGUCACGCAACAUAGACUUUCAGGGCUUCAGUCAUCGCAUCAAGUCCAACAGUGCUGGAGCCGUUCUGCUCGACUACCUCAUACUGGACACUGAUGGACUCUCUCCUGAGCUGAAGCCCACAUACAGGAUUGACAUGGAGGUUGGCAUGGUCAGGUACUUGGGUCGAGAUAUUCACUUCCCACGUGGAUAUGGACCCAGGAGAGAUGCCUCGUGUUGGUUUACUCCUGGAGUCAUCUGCUCAGGGGGUGUUGACCUCUUCUCCACCAUUUGCAUCUUUUUUGGAGCAAUCGCUGCAUUUGUCUUUGCUAUGACAUCGACAUACUGUGCCAGGAGAUGCAUCAGUCAGAUUCGUCUGGUCAGGGGACCAAACAAGAUCUUACUCACACUGGCUGACGUCACCUUCAUCAACCCGUCACUCAGCAACAAGAAACUGAGUCUGGAUGACAGUCGUGCCAGUGGCAUGAAGAGUAUAUCCGACCACCACCCAGUGUCUUCAGUCUCCACGAUGUCGCCGGCCACCUAUGAGAACUCUAAUGUUGUUAUUUAUGAGGGUGACUGGGCUUGGCUGAAGAGACUCCCUGAUGGAUCAUUUGGACGCAUAAAUCCAAAAACUAGUGACGUCUUUGAAUUGAUGAAAGACAUGCGGCACGAAAACGUCAAUCCUUUCCUGGGCUUCUUCCACGACUGUGGUGUGUUUGCCAUAGUGACGGAAUUUUGCUCCAGAGGAAGUUUAGAGGACCUGUUGCUUAGUGAUGAUGUCAAGCUCGACUGGAUGUUCAAGUCAUCUCUGCUGCUGGAUCUCAUCAAGGGCAUGAAGUACCUUCACCACCGUAACGUCUGUCACGGUCGUCUCAAGUCUCGGAAUUGUGUGGUGGAUGGACGCUUUGUUCUGAAAGUCACCGACUACGGCUACAUUGAAGUUCUAGAGGCUCAACGAUUCCCGCGCCUGGAUUCACCUACCGAUGACCUUUUGUGGACGGCGCCAGAAAUCCUGAGGAGUGGUCACGCACAGCUUCAUGGGACACUAUCUGGUGACGUGUACAGCUUUGCCAUCAUCAUGCAGGAGGUGGUGAUCAGGGGACCACCAUUUUGCAUGCUGAAUUUAUCUGCUGCAGAGAUCAUAGAAAAGCUGCAUAAGCCCCCUCCUCUUUGCCGCCCUGUGGUCAGUCCUGACUAUGCACCUCUAGAGUGUAUCCAGCUGAUGAAACAAUGCUGGAAUGAGCAACCUGACAAGAGGCCUGGCUUUGAAGAGAUCUUCGACCAGUUUAAGAACAUCAACAAGGGAAGGAAGACCAACAUCAUAGACUCCAUGUUGCGCAUGUUGGAGCAGUACUCUUCUAAUUUGGAAGAACUGAUCCGAGAGCGAACUGAAGAGCUGGAGAUUGAGAAACAGAAGACAGAGAAGCUGCUGACACAAAUGUUACCCCCGUCUGUGGCUGAGGCGCUGAAGAUUGGUGGCACAGUAGUGCCUGAGUACUUUGCCAGCGUCUCUCUUUAUUUCAGUGACAUUGUGGGAUUCACAACCAUCUCAGCCAACAGCGAGCCCAUCGAAGUGGUCGACCUGCUCAACAGCUUGUACACACUUUUCGAUGCCAUAAUAGGGAAUCAUGAUGUCUACAAGGUGGAGACUAUUGGAGAUGCCUACAUGGUGGCGUCAGGUGUGCCGGUUCCUAACGGUGACCGCCAUGCAGCAGAAAUAGCCAACAUGUCCCUCGAUAUUCUGAGUGCCGUGGGGUCAUUCAAGAUGAGACACAUGCCGGACGUUCCUGUUAGGAUAAGGAUCGGACUUCACACUGGUCCCAUUGUAACAGGAGUUGUGGGUCUCACUAUGCCUCGCUACUGCUUGUUUGGAGACACAGUCAACACCGCCUCUCGUAUGGAGUCAAGUGGCUUACCCUACAGGAUCCAUGUUCAUCAGAGCACCGUGAAGAUCCUGCGACAACUGAAUCUGGGCUACAAACUUGAACUUAGAGGCAGAAUUGAGAUCAAGGGAAAAGGUGUAGAGGAGACAUACUGGCUUGUGGGAAGAGACGGCUUCACCAAACCUCUUCCAGUUCCACCCGAGAUCAAGUCAGGCAUCCCCAUGAACGAGACAAAGGACAUGAAGCGGGUCUUUCACAAAUCUGUUAAGUUGCUCACUCAUAUCCGCGCGGUGACUCAGCUCCACAUGCCCGAGGAAGAGGCUAACGUCAUGCUGGCACACCAUUAACAACUUUUCACAUGGAGUCGCUGGGUGUUUUACAACUGUAGCUUUGGUUUUGUAUCCUUAUUAUUCCACAUACAACACUUCUCUUACUCUUUGACUGCUUCUUCAAACAGAAAUUCCUGUGACAACAAAGCUAGUCACAGUAGUUCAUUCCUCCAUUUAUUCAAUCACAGUACCCCUCUUCAACAGUCUGGUGUAACUGCUGUAUAAUAUGCAUCUUAUUACAUUUAAAUGGCAAUAAAGGGGUGAACGUUUUGUAAUGAAACAUGCUGCACAAUAAUAUUGUUCGCCAUUUCUUAUAUUCUACGUUCUUUCCUGUGCAAAGGUUGCUCAUUUUAAUAAACAAAAAUGUGAAGCUGCGACAGGUUGAACUGCUUAUAGGAAGUAGGAACUGAGUGAGGAAGAUUAUCUGACCCUGUAGAUCCCAGCUUUGCUGAGUCAGCACUGUUCUGCAUCUCCAUGUAAAUACUCAGAGGACUUUGUCUGAUUACCACGACUGUUGUUCAUCUGAACUUUCUCCAUACUGCACUCAUGUUAUGAUUUGAAAACAAGAUUAAACUGUAGACUGGAAAGUUGUGUCUGGGGUUCUAGAAUUGACCUGGUCCAUUACUGCCAUAUCCAAAUACAAGGUAAGGUUGGGCUGAAUAUUUGAGUGCUUCCAUCUAGUUCCUACUGGUGAAUCAGCAAACAGAAUGUUGUGAUGAUUGCAAGUGACAUGCUUUUUGUUAGAUGCAUUUGAUUCCCAAAUAAUCAAGCCAAGAACAAUACGUUUUGGUACAUUGUUGCAUGUGUUUGUCAACAUGUGUGUCCCAUACGCUGCUGGCAUGAGCCAACAUCUGAAACGGAAAUAUCAGGUGAAACAAUUUAGAGCUGGAAACUAACCGGUUCUACCAAACCGUCCUGGCUUCUUCUGAGAUGAAUUUGACAAAUGUCAGUGAUGAACCCUUUUCUGCCAACUCAGCAACUCAGCUACUUCAAACGGUAUGUCCAGUGGCUUUGUCAUUUGUGCCCACUGUCUGCAUUGGUUCGACUAAUGCAACCAAAGUGGUGGAUCAGUGGAGGAUGCCUCCUGCUUGUCUGAGCACUAUUAAAGCUCUAGGGAAGUCUGCUUGCUUUGGGGGCUGUGAUAGUUAUUGUUUAGCUUUUCUAUUGGCUCUCUGCUCUGAAAGAUUCUCACCUUGCACAGUUGUAAUAAAGCUU
Synchiropus splendidus (mandarinfish) is the source of this 4763-nucleotide messenger RNA. RefSeq names its product guanylyl cyclase 2 (gene gc2). Gene Ontology annotation, biological process: protein phosphorylation; receptor guanylyl cyclase signaling pathway; intracellular signal transduction. Gene Ontology annotation, molecular function: protein kinase activity; guanylate cyclase activity; ATP binding. The transcript is spliced from 24 exons. NCBI's taxonomy places the organism in Eukaryota, Metazoa, Chordata, Actinopteri, Syngnathiformes, Callionymidae. The coding region runs from base 291 to 3566 and encodes 1091 amino acids. The record is from RefSeq and is a predicted model, not a curated record.